AUGAUCACAGUGGGAGUGCUUGCCCUACAGGGCGCUUUCAUUGAACAUGUGCGUCUUUUGAAGAAGGCUACCGAGCAAGAAGUCUCGGGGGAAUGGGAUUUCAUUGAAGUUCGUACGCCACAAGAACUCGCCAAAUGCGACGCGCUUGUUCUACCUGGUGGCGAAAGCACAACUAUGUCUUUGGUGGCAGCGCGGUCCGACCUCCUGGAGCCUCUGAGGGACUUCGUCAAGGUCCAUCGCAAACCCGCGUGGGGAACUUGCGCCGGGUUGAUUCUCCUCGCAGAGUCGGCGAACCGUACCAAGAAGGGUGGGCAAGAACUUAUCGGAGGCCUCGAUGUACGAGUCAAUCGCAAUCACUUCGGUCGACAAACAGAGAGCUUCCAGGCUCCGCUGGAGCUACAAUUCUUGGGCGAGGGAGCUGCACCUUUCCCCGCGAUCUUCAUUCGCGCUCCAAUUGUGGAGACAAUUUUACCGCAUCAGCAAGGCGUACAAACCGCAGAAUCGGAGCGAGAUGAUACUAUAGUCGCGCCAUCGCGGAAAACUAAAGACGCAGCAGCCGAAGCGGCAACGGCUGAGAAUGUGGAGGUGCUGGCCACCUUACCUGGAUCAGCAAGCCACAUAGCCACCCAGGGACGUGAUGUCAAUCCAGACCUCGAGGCUGGCGAUGUCGUUGCGGUGCGGCAAGGAAAUGUCUUUGGGACUAGCUUCCACCCUGAGUUGACGGGCGACGCCAGAAUCCACGCUUGGUGGCUGCGCCAAGUGCAAGAAGCCAUUGGUAAACAGGAGAAAUUAGCAUCAUAA
Molecule: messenger RNA, 801 nt
Organism: Penicillium chermesinum
Lineage: Eukaryota; Fungi; Ascomycota; Eurotiomycetes; Eurotiales; Aspergillaceae
Product: pyridoxal 5'-phosphate synthase glutaminase subunit PdxT
Exons: 2
Coding region: 1-801 (266 amino acids)
Biological process (GO): pyridoxine metabolic process; pyridoxal 5'-phosphate biosynthetic process
Cellular component (GO): glutaminase complex; cytosol
Molecular function (GO): glutaminase activity
Source: RefSeq, a predicted model, not a curated record